Molecule: messenger RNA, 1796 nt
Organism: Sodiomyces alkalinus F11
Lineage: Eukaryota; Fungi; Ascomycota; Sordariomycetes; Glomerellales; Plectosphaerellaceae
Exons: 4
Coding region: 273-1586 (437 amino acids)
Source: RefSeq, a predicted model, not a curated record
CUUCUCACUUCUUGGAGUUCAAGCAAAGCCAUUUAAAACAAAAAACAAAACAAAAGAUCAUCCCAAUAAACAAAAAAGAUACCGCAAAAGGAGAGUCUCCAUUGCCUUACCUGUUCUGGGUUCACAUCCAUCAUCCCUACGAGCUGGCCCUUGGCCUUGUCCUGCUUCGACUCGACACUGGCAGUAUAUUCACUCGUGGGGGUUCAGAAAACAUAUCAAGAAUUUCCAACCUAUGAAAGGACAACGGAGAAGUCUCCGCCCUUCUCUUGACAAUGUCUCAACCUCAGACCCCAGUUCCCGAUGAGAUGGGCAAGAAGCUAGCCGAAGCAACAGAGCCGAUUCAGCCGAUACAGGAUGAUGGCCAUCAGAAGAAGGAGCCAAUGCAAGUCACUGCAAGCACCGAGCCCCGCACGUCACAAUGCCCUGCCCCUGCCCAUUUCCAUAUUCCUCAGUUCUCAAAAUCAACCCAAGAGAUCUUGGAUCGCAUGAGGAGCAACUUGCGUCGCUCACCAUCUCAGGCCGCAUCGCAGUCUGCAGCCCAAUCCACCUCGACUCUGCCUGCACGGUUUGGCGUCACCUACGAGGAUGUUAAGCGCCGACUCGUGGAGCAGCUGAAGACGUCUGAUCACGUCGACCCCACGCCAACUCCCAAGCCGGCGACGCUCGCAGAUACCUCCGCGAUGCCCAAGACUCUCCUGAUGCCGAGCAACAGCAGCACCGCUUCUUUUCCUACCCUUAGUCUGAAGCGGAAGAGAGCUGAAGAUGUUCUCCCGUCUUCCACUACGUCACUGGACUUGAGUCAGUCUACCCUUCACAUGCCGCCACUGAGCCCUCUUCCUAAGCAAGAAGAGGGAACGGAGCGUGACUCACCAGCCCCCAUUCUCCACAGCACAUGGGGCCGAGCAGAUGUCGAGCGAAUGCGGGAGGAACGGCUGGCGUUGCUGCCCGAGUUCAACAAACCUCGUCUAGUCGGCUUCGUCGGCGGAAACGCCCCAUUCUCUCAAAGAAAGGCGUACUUUUCAAAACUCAAGGACUCGGACCUCGUCAAUCUCCUCCUAUUCAGUGACGCGAUCAAGGACGGCCUGCUAAUCGAUGUCCUCGCCUCCGUCUCGCGGAAGCAUCCCGACCUACCCCUGUUCCCGCAUCCCGACUGGGAUACCAUGGGUCCCGACGAAUGGGCGGCCCUUUCCCGGAGCGGUCAUUCGGUUACCGGAACAGCAAUGGCUACGAGCGCCCCGCCGGCGAACGCGAACGCUGCCAACACGGCCACGACCACGGCCGAAGCCGCACCGAAGCGGCCUCCCAACAAGAAGCCCAAGAUUUCCGCUAUCCGUAAAGUCCAGGAGUCCGAGGUGGUAGGUCGGGAGGUGGAGGUGGAGGUGGAAGAGGAAGAGCAGGAGGAAGAGGAGAAGCUUAUUGAAGAACCUCUGCCUCAGGCAUGGCCGAAGCCUGGGCAUGGAUUGUACGCGACGCUGCCGCCGGAACGGGAUGACCCGACAUUACGCGAUGAUAACGACGAGGAGGCGUUUAGUGGGUUCUUUGUGGAUCGGAUGGGCAGGCAGGUCGUUGAACCCGUUUCCGGAUAGAGUGGGCAUGGAUCACCCCGAGGAUUACACAAAUGGGCGCGCAAGUCGAGGACGGGGGAUAAAUCGACUGAGGACUACAAGGGAAGGUCGCGAGGGAUGUGUUAGCUGUCAUGCAACCCUAGUGGGAAAGUUGUUCUCUGCUUUUAUCAGCGGCUAUACCCAGGUUAGUUAGUGUAUUGAGACGAUUGCUUAUUCAAACGAAUUCCAGGG